Messenger RNA from Enterobius vermicularis (human pinworm), 309 nucleotides. The record is from the annotation of a GenBank genome assembly. Lineage: Eukaryota; Metazoa; Nematoda; Chromadorea; Rhabditida; Oxyuridae.
AUGUAUGAAGCUGAACAAGAUGAACACUGUGAAGUAUUUAGCACUCGUACUGCACCACUGUUGUUGAUGGUGGUUGAAAUGAUGGCGAUGGUGCUAGUGGUAUUGGCGGUAGUGGUGGUGGUGGUGGUGACGGUGGCAGCAGCAGGAGCAGCAGCAGUAGCAGCAGCACCAGCAGAAGAAGUAUUGAGACGACCACGGUUUCGCGAUGCUGAUGACGGCAUCAAUGUAACAACAGGUUUGUUCAAUCUUUUCGGCGAUACUGAUAUAGCGCUGUCAUUGGUGCCUUCUACAACGCUAUUCCACCCGUAG